GCUUUCACAACUUUUAUAUGUUUUUUGGUGUCAUAUUAUUGCAGAGAGAAUGGUGAGAACGAUGCAUGAAAUCGUUGGAAUAGCAACAAAAGUUGGUAAGAAUGUGACAAAGUUUAAAGAAGGAGACCGAGUAGGAGUAGGCGUAAUAAUCGGUUCAUGCGAAUCAUGUGAAUCAUGUAACCAAGACUUAGAAAACUAUUGUCCUAAAGUCGUUUUCACAUACAACUCUCGUUCCUCUGACGGAACCAGAAACCAAGGUGGUUAUUCCGACGUAAUUGUUGUCGAUCACCGCUUUGUCCUAAGCAUUCCCAAUGGUUUACCAAGCGAUGCAGCCGCCCCGCUGCUCUGUGCUGGAAUCACUGUGUACAGUCCCAUGAAGUAUUAUGGUAUGACUGAAGAAUCAGGGAAACAUUUAGGUGUGAAUGGACUUGGUGGACUUGGUCAUAUCGCUGUGAAGAUUGGUAAAGCCUUUGGUUUAAGAGUUACUGUGAUUAGUAGGUCAUCGGAGAAAGAGAGCGAAGCAAUUGAUCGACUCGGUGCUGAUUCGUUUCUUGUUACAACGGAUUCUCAAAAGAUGAAGGAUGCAGUUGGAACUAUGGAUUUCGUUAUCGAUACGGUAUCAGCAGAACAUGCUCUAUUACCGUUGUUUAGUUUGCUUAAAGUGAGUGGCAAGCUUGUGGCUUUAGGCUUAUCGGAGAAGUCACUCGAGCUACCAAUCUUCCCUCUAGUUCUCGGAAGGAAAAUGGUGGGAGGAAGUCAGAUUGGUGGGAUGAAGGAGACCCAAGAGAUGCUUGAGUUCUGUGCUAAGCAUAAUAUCGUUGCGGAUAUUGAGCUCAUAAAGAUGAGUGAUAUCAACUCUGCUAUGGACCGUUUGGCUAAAUCUGAUGUCAGGUACCGGUUCGUGAUCGAUGUGGCCAACUCUUUAGUCACUGAGUCAUCAGCUGAGAUUUUAGAGGAACAUGUCGACCAUGGAGUCUCGAUCACGUCUAAAUUCUGAGAUUUUCUUGAAUCUUGAGGAUGGUUACAAAAUCAUGAAUCCGUUUUCUUGUAGGACUUGUUACUUGUCUUUUCUUUCUAUGCUCUGUUUCCUGGUUUUGUCUGUUAAUUGUUUAAAAGCAAUGAAACUAAGACUUUUAU
Molecule: messenger RNA, 1137 nt
Organism: Arabidopsis arenosa
Lineage: Eukaryota; Viridiplantae; Streptophyta; Magnoliopsida; Brassicales; Brassicaceae
Source: the annotation of a GenBank genome assembly